AUGGAUGUAAUUGAAAAGUUAUUACCGGAAAAAUAUCGAGCAAGAAAUGCUGUAGUGGAUAAUCUACAGAAGAAAAUAAACGCAUAUUGUUUGCAGGCUCAGAUGAAUAAUUCGGAGAAUAUUGGUGUAUUUGGAAUGCGGGUUGAACCACUUUCUAAUUGUGAAAAAGCUUUUUAUCUGCAGUCGUUUGCAGAAAAUACGAGGAUUGAUGCACGAAAAUGUGACGAGUUUCGAGAAGCUAAGGUUGUUGUUGGUUUAGAGUUUGGCAGUGCAUUAGCCAUGCUUGGAGAGACGAAGCAAGUUUUUUUUUUGCAGCAAAAAUUAGAAGUUUUGGCGCAAGUAAGCUGCUCAGUUGUAGAACCUUCGAGUGUGCGAGGUAAUAUGGGUAAAGUUGAAGUACAAGUUAACAUGUCGCCAAUGGCAUCUCCUGACUUUGAAGACGGCCGUCUUGGUUCAAAAGGUCUUCAAUUGAUACGAAUUUUAGAACUAUUAUACCGCGAUUGCGGAGUUCUUGAUUUGGAAUCACUUUGUUUGAGGAAAUUCAAGCAGGUUUGGCAGAUACGUGUUGAUGUUCAUAUUCUCUCUGCUGACGGAUCGUUAGUGGAUUGCGCAUGCAUCGCAUCCCUAGCAGCACUUGCUCAUUUUCGAAGGCCUGAUGUUUCUGUAUUACCUGAUUCCAUCCUUAUACACAGCAGUACAGACAAGCCACCGAUACCACUCAAUAUGUAUCACAUGCCGGUUUGUGUAACAUUUGGAAUCACUGCAGAUGGUUUACAUGUAACUGAUCCUACUGAUAAGGAAGAACAGUGUUUAAAAGGUACGCUUAUUGUGGCAGCGAACAAAAGACAUGAAAUUUGUGCUUUACAUCAAUCAGGAAAUUUUUCGCUCAGCGAACAUUUGAUCGUACAAUGUGUUAAUCGAGCGAUACAGAGAGCUCUUGAUAUAUCAGAUCUGAUAAAUUCAAUCAUCAUUGAUGACAAGUUUAAAAGAACGAAUCGUCAGAAAAUAAAAGGAUUUAUUGAACUUGCAAAGUUAGAUGUGCUGAUUUCGUAUCGGCAUGAACCUAACGAGCUUAUUGCUCCUGGAAUGGAGGUCGAUACUGUAACUAUACCUUUGGAAGAUAUAGAUGUAGGAACUACUGACGAUAUCGAAAUUCACUAUUCUGGUGAAAAGACAUUAGUUACUUUGAGCAGUAACGAAGAAACUACUUUAAUGGAGCAGGUGCAAAGUAUUGUAUCUAUGGAAGAAGCGCAAAAAGCGGAUCGAGAUAUGGAAGAAGUGGACGAGUUAUUACAAGGCAUUGCUGAAGAGUUCGAAUUUUCCAACUAA
This is a messenger RNA of Thelazia callipaeda (thelaziosis nematode), 1329 nucleotides long. Lineage: Eukaryota; Metazoa; Nematoda; Chromadorea; Rhabditida; Thelaziidae. The record is from the annotation of a GenBank genome assembly.